This is a messenger RNA of Hippoglossus stenolepis (Pacific halibut), 1715 nucleotides long. RefSeq names its product centromere protein N (gene cenpn). The transcript has 10 exons. The record is from RefSeq and is a predicted model, not a curated record. Bases 146 to 1183 code for a protein of 345 amino acids. NCBI's taxonomy places the organism in Eukaryota, Metazoa, Chordata, Actinopteri, Pleuronectiformes, Pleuronectidae. Gene Ontology annotation, biological process: chromosome segregation; CENP-A containing chromatin assembly.
GGUCGGUUCGUGUGCUUUAUGUCGCUGGCGGUUUGUUUGGACUGUUUCUAGUGAGUGGUGCUCGUUAGACGGAGCUGAGAGUUUGAUCAAACCCGGUAAGAUCCCUCGGCGCAGCGGUUGGAUGUGAUCGGGCCCCAGAGGGAGAAUGGAGGACUCCACCAGACGCGUCCUGCAGAGACUCAUCCGACGGAUUCCGACUCCACAGUUAAAAACAACGCUGGAGAAGUGGGGUCGUCUGACGGUGGCGCAGCGCGGGUCCAUGGACUACAUGCAGACCAAAUGGGCGUUAACCGAGAAGCUGCUGUCUCUCUGUGAGGAAAACGACUGGACAACGAAACACAUCACAGAGCUGGAGAUGAUUUAUGUGAUCGACAACCCAAACCAGGGGAUGUGGCACGGCUUCCAGCUCCUGGACCCUGACGACGAUGCUCACUCUGUCGAGCUGACACAGUUCAAGGAGCAGUUUAAGUCUCACCUCGGGGAGCUUGUAAGACAUGUGUCUGUCAAAAUAAAGAAGCACACAGAUGAAGCUGUCUGGAUUCGGAUCGCGUGGGGAGACAGCUUCUCUCGGCCCAAUCACCUGAAACCAACAUAUGUUGUUCACCACCUUCAAACCCCUUAUGUCUUUGUGACCAGUCUAACUUCAAAACAAAAGCCCCUGUUAUCCCAGGCCCUGGUUCUGUCCACCAGACAUCACACUAUUAAGGAUGCUAACCUCAGUGGACGGAAACUCACUGCGAUCAGGGACCUGCUGAUGAAGCAGUAUCAACAGGUGUUUCCCACUAACUUCCCCAGCCCUCUUGCAGAAAAGAAAGAAACUGUCUCAAACCCACAAAUAGAAAGAGAACAAGCUGGACCUGGAGCACACAGACAUCAGAUGGCCUGUGAGGCCUUUGGCGAUGGGAUGUUGCCUCAACUACAGUCUGCAGUUUACAAGCUGGAGACAAAAUUCAAAGACCACACCAACAGGAGCAUGACAGAGCGGGACGAGUCGUUCAAAUGCGUCGUCAAGUUUGAAAGCACCAACCUCCUGGAGUCACUUAGACACUGUGCAGCCUCAGGCAUUGCAUCCACCCCUGUCACCCCCCUGCUGUCAUCUAUUCCUCUAAAAGGAAGGAAUUAUUUUGUCAUCACUGAUAAUGGCCCCGGUCCCUCCUCGCAAAUGCACCAAUCACAGAACUGAUGGGUGACAGACUCUUGAUUUAAAGGACUCACAGUGUCGCUUGUUCUUUAUUUCUCCAUCCAUGGUUUGCUUUCACUAUUUCAUCAUGGUUCCUGUUAAUAUGGCUCUUGAAUAUUCUUUACUCGCUGGAUUUUAGAAUCAGUUAUUGUUCCCCUCUUUUUUUAUGCACUUGCUGCUUCAAAUAUAUAAAUACUGUGCAAUAUAAACUUGUCAUGUAAUUAUCUUUCAUUUCAUCUUCGAUUUAAUGAUCUUUUAAUUCAUUUAAUAUGUUCACGAUGUUGAGACAGCAGGGUUGUUGCAGGUUCUGUUUGAAAUUCAAUAAUUAGAAUUUAGUACUUAAAGUGUCUUAUAUAUUAGGUACUGGGUCUUAAAUACAUUAGGUAGGUCUUAAUUAUGUUAACGCUACUUCCAUCACACUUUAAAUUUAAUCUUAAUUUUAAGAACUGUUUUGGUGGAAGGCAUGAUUUGUAAUGUCUCUGUUGUGUGUGGUUGCUACAGAUAUUAGUAAGCUGAAUUAAAACUACAAACAAGA